This is a messenger RNA of Strongyloides ratti, 1734 nucleotides long. Its product is annotated as Acetylcholinesterase. Gene Ontology annotation, biological process: acetylcholine catabolic process; choline metabolic process. The transcript is spliced from 2 exons. Gene Ontology annotation, molecular function: acetylcholinesterase activity. Bases 1 to 1734 code for a protein of 577 amino acids. Gene Ontology annotation, cellular component: plasma membrane. Lineage: Eukaryota; Metazoa; Nematoda; Chromadorea; Rhabditida; Strongyloididae. The record is from RefSeq and is a predicted model, not a curated record.
AUGACAAUAUAUUUUAUAUAUUUGCUUUCAUUAUUUUUCACGUUAAUUUUUGGUGAAAAAAUAUACACAACUAAUUAUGGUAAAGUUAUAGGAAAGAAACUAGUUUUCUCUAAUGGUAAAGUAACAGAAUUUUUGGGAAUUCCUUUUGCUAAACCACCUAAAAAAGAAUUGAGAUUUAUGCCACCAGUUCAAAUGAAAAUUCCAGCAUGGAAAAAUAUACUUCAUGCAACUACUCCGGCAAUUAGUUGUCCACAAUUGAUUACUAAAAUGAACUUUUCAGGAUCAGAUGAAUUUAAUCCAACUAAUAGGAUAGGAGAAAAUUGUUUGCAAUUAAAUAUGUGGGUUCCUAAAAAUAAAAGUGGUGCAACUAUAGUUUUUCUUCAUGGUGGAGCAUUUCGUCGUGGAUCAGGUUCAGUAGAUAUUUAUAAUGGAUCAGUUCUUGCAUUAGAAUCAGAAGCAAUCAUUGUUAAUCUUAAUUAUAGGAUAAAUAUUUUUGGAUUUGGUUAUUUGAGUGAUAAUAGUAGUAUUAAAGGAAAUAUGGGAUUUUUAGAUCAACAAAUGGGAUUAAAAUGGGUAUAUGAAAAUAUUGAAUAUUUUGGUGGUAAGAAAGAUAUGAUUACUUUAUAUGGUCAAAGUGUUGGUGGUGUAUCUGCAACAGCUCAUCUAUUGAAUAAAGAAAGUGUUAAGUAUUUUAAUAGAAUGAUUAUUUCUUCAGGAGUAAUUUUUAACAUUUUUGGUGCAGUUUUACCAAAAUAUAUAAAACGAAAUACUAUAAAUGUUGCAAAAAAAUUAGGUUGUCCUAUUAAAAAAAAAAAUUUAGAAAACAUUAUAUCAUGUUUAAAAGAAAAAAAACCAUCAACUUUAUUAAAAGCUAGUAAGCAUAUACGUGUACCAAAACAGAUGAUGUUAAAUAGUGUAUUUUCUCCGAUUCAAAAUGAUUCCGUUUUCUUUAAAAGGGACAUUAGAGAAUUAUUUGACAAAAAAACAUUUUAUAAACAUGUUGAUCUUUUAAUUGGAAGAACAUCUGAUGAAUCAUCUGUAUUUAUGCCUGAAUUUCUUUCCAAAUAUGGUUGUGUAUUUGACCCAUUAAUAUCCCCAGAAUCUCCAGAUAAUCAAUGUAAUUUAAGUCAACAAGUUUUUGAGGGCCUUUUUUCUAAACUUCACAAAAGUUUCGAGUUAACAGAAAGUGAAAAAGAACAAUUUAUUGCAAUAUAUAAUACAACUAAAUAUAAAAAUUAUAGGGAUAAAAUUAAAAGAUUUACUUCUGAUUUAAUGUUUGAUUGUCAAAUGAUAAAAUUUGCAAAUACAUAUUAUGAAACAGCUAAAAAAAAUGUGUAUUUUUAUGAGUUUAGAAAACGAUCACCAAUUAAUCCCUGGCCAAAAUGGAUGGGAGCAAUGCAAGGUAGAGAAUUAAAAUAUGUAUUUGGUCAUCCAUUUAGAUAUCCUUCUAAAUAUCCAAAAAAGAAUAUAGACGAUGAACAAAUGUUUUCAAGAAAAUUGAUGCAAUAUUUUGGUAGAUUUGCAAAAUAUGGAGAUUUUGGUAAACGUUGGCAAAAAUUUACUAAAAAUAAUAGAAAAGCACUUGUUAUAGAUGGAAGAUUUUCAAAAUCAAACAAAACUUUUUAUAUUAAAGCAUAUACAGAUACAUGUGUCAAAUUUGAUAAUAUAAUAAACAAAAUUAUUAAUCGUUAUAUUGAAAAAAUUCACACACUUAAAAAAUUUAAAAGAAAAUAA